ACCAAGCCUUAUCUCCGAGCACAGCAGCACUGGGCACACUGCUGCAGGUGAGGCUCUGCCUUCCAGCUUCACGGUGGGCUCCAGGACAGACCACACCAUGCUGUGACCCCGAAUUUGGACGCCACGCUUCACGGUGUUUCUCCUUGCUCAGGGUGACGCGGGAUCAGUGACAGCCCCUCGCUGUGUUUCCUCAGCAUGCGGGUGACAGGCGUGAUCCGGAUUCUGGUGCCGCUGGCCAUACUGCUGGGCUCCUGGUUCAUCGUGCAGAUAUACUUUGAGCACAGCAGGAGAACCAUCAGCCUGCGGAGCUGGUUGGGUGCCACCAGAAAGCCCAUGAGUAGCCCACCGCAGCCCCGCCACAAGUGUGACAACAAGAGGGACUGCCCCGCCGACCACUUCGCCUUCCGGAUCAUCAGCGGUGCUGCCAACGUGGUGGGACCCUCCAUCUGCUUUGAGGACAGGAUCCUCAUGAGCACCGUGAAGAACAACAUUGGCAGAGGGCUGAACAUAGCGCUGGUAAAUGGAAAGAGCGGGCAGCUCCUGAAGGUGGGCUCCUUUGACAUGUACUCUGGAGAUGUUACACAGCUGGAGACCUUCCUCCAAGAGAUCAAGGAUGGCACCAUCAUGCUGGCAGCCACCUAUGAUGACGCUGCCACAAAGAUGAACAACAAAGUUCGGGCACUUUUUUCAGCACUGGGCAGCAGCCACGUGAACCAGCUGGGCUUUCGAGACAACUGGGUCUUCUUAGGGGCGAAGGGACUGAAGGGCAAGAGCCCCUUUGAGGAGCACGUCAAAAAUGACCAGAAAACAAAUAAAUAUGACGGUUGGCCAGAGCUGCUGGAGAUGGAGGGCUGUGCCCCCAGGAAACAAGAUUAGAAGGGACGCUCUGGCAGCACACCUGCAUGGAGCCCAAGCCAGGUCUAUGGGGACACCAACCCCCCUGGACUGACCAAGCCCCCGGCGCAGCCACACAAUCCUGGUGGUGGCUGCUGGCUCCCAGGGACCGGCAUUCUGCUGUGGGGACACGCGGUGCUCAGAGCAGCUGCAGUGUGCAGGUGAGCAAGCACCCAGCCAGGCUCCAGCCAAGCUGCCGUAGUCCGUGGCUAUGAGUGGGGCAUUUUGUUUUUCUAUCUUCAAACCAAGCAUUUUGUGAUAAGU
Meleagris gallopavo (turkey) is the source of this 1158-nucleotide messenger RNA. It is a transcript of the gene FAM3D, whose product is annotated as FAM3 metabolism regulating signaling molecule D. The record is from RefSeq and is a predicted model, not a curated record. NCBI's taxonomy places the organism in Eukaryota, Metazoa, Chordata, Aves, Galliformes, Phasianidae.